CAUCACUUCACCUUUCCACUUCACCACUUCGUCUCCUCACCUUCUCACUUCACCACACCAUUCACCACUUCACUCAUCACUUCACCAUUUCACUCCCCACUUCACCACUACCCCACCUUCUCUUCCCACUCCUUACUAUGGCUUCUUUUAACCUUUAUCACGAAACUGCAACCGACGAUGAAAUAGCAGCCUUCUGUUUAACUCCAAACCAUAUAUCUCUUAGCGAAGCUUGUUAUGAUAACCACGUGGUUAGGCUAUCUGACGAAGCAGUAGUAAAGUUUGGUAUAGGCGUUAAGGAAGAGGAGGCGGAAAGUCAAAGGCGGGCUCAUGAACUAAUCAAUAAUAAUAUCGUUCGGAUUCCAUUGGUCUAUCGUUUUUUCACUAAAGAACAACAAGGCUAUAUUGUUAUGGAGUAUAUGCAGGGAAGAGUCAUGGAGCCUGUGGAAAAUUCUUUUCUAAGAAAUAGAAUUGCUGAUAUUCUUGCUCAUCUUGCGAAUAUACGCGGUUCUAUGCCUGGUCCACUUGGUGGUGGAGUGUCAUGUGGUAUCCUUUGGUCUGAACACAGCGAAGAACCUUUUCUUCAUACUGUUAAGGAUAUGGAAAAUUGGUUCAAUAUGAGAUUAAAAAAACAAGAUCCUAAACUAAUAUUCAGCGAAUCUGAAUUGGUUCUGUGUCAUCUUGAUAUAGCUCCUCGAAACUUCCUCUUACUACACGACAAUUCUAUUUGUCUUCUUGAUUGGGCUUCUGCUGGGUUUUAUCCAAGAGUUUUCGAAGUAUGUACACUACGAAUUACUCAUGGAUUGAAAGAUUCUUUUCAUGAAGAUGUCCUGAAGCUGGGGGAUUUAACAGAGAAGGAGGAAUUUCAGAUAACUUCAAUGAUAUUGGCUUAUUCCAAUAGCGUAAGAUAUCACUUGUAAGUAAGUCCUCGUCUUUUUUUCUUGUUGAUUUUUCUCAUCAGCUCUCUAGCGGACCCAUCCAGACGUUACACGAGACAAACCUUGUACCCGUCCUGGAGCACCAGGACGAUGAUCCUAGCGAUGAUUGAUGGUUGAUAACAGCGCCGGGAGACGGUCCUAAUUCUACAAAGGUACAUUAAGUCUCAAAUUAUACACAAUUUGCCCAGAACUAAUUAUAUUGCUCUUAGGAACUUCUAUGCUGGCCACAUUAUCGGAUCAAGAACGACGCACUAUUGCCAGACAGGUUAUUACGUACUCCGGAGAUUUAUACAAACUACAAAGCACAAUGAUGGCACNCUUAGGAACUUCUAUGCUGGCCACAUUAUCGGAUCAAGAACGACGCACUAUUGCCAGACAGGUUAUUACGUACUCCGGAGAUUUAUACAAACUACAAAGCACAAUGAUGGCACGUGCUAGAACUUCCCGGGGAACAAUCAUUGAUCGGAUACCAUUCGAAAGGCCUCAGUUGUUUCUGCCAUAAUAGAUUUCCAAAGCUGUGUCUACGUUCCGAAGUUUUAGGGGGCUCUCGAAAUAUUCCGACGCGCGGCGCAACGACCACACAAGUGGUUUACAAUANACCAUUCGAAAGGCCUCAGUUGUUUCUGCCAUAAUAGAUUUCGAAAGCUGUGUCUACGUUCCGAAGUUUUAGGGGGCUCUCGAAAUAUUCCGACGCGCGGCGCAACGACCACACAAGUGGUUUACAAUACUCAAGGAGGAGUUUUCGCAACAUCUGGACGCUGAUACCUUAGUAGCCUUGGUGGAUUUGGCACGGCUUUAUAUUGCUUUUGGGGGUUUUGCCGAAGAAGACAUAGAUGCUAUUAAGCGAGGAGAGUAAACAAC
Molecule: messenger RNA, 1796 nt
Organism: Hymenoscyphus albidus
Lineage: Eukaryota; Fungi; Ascomycota; Leotiomycetes; Helotiales; Helotiaceae
Source: the annotation of a GenBank genome assembly